UUUCUGCGAACAUAGUUGCGAACAAGGGGAAACGAAAGUAAACUCAUUACCAUGAUAUUACAGAUGAAUUUUGUUAGAUCCAUUUUCAUGUGAAAGGAAAAUGCUGGGCCAACAUCAGUGAGAUGAGAUAAAUAUUUCAAAUAACGUCACAACAUGGUUAAAUUCUGGUCAAGGAAAGCAUUGUUACGCAUCGUAAUAGCUGCUAUUAUUGUUUGCCUCAUUGGGACUACAGUGUUGAUGUUUUACAAUGUUGCAGAAAAAGGAAAAAGAACAUUAGAAAAACAACUGGAAAAAAUAAAAUCACCUAUGGAAAACAAAGACAUACUUGCAGCACUAAGAAUAGAGAUUGAUGAACAAUUAGAAAAAAUAAAGCAUACUGAAUCAGAAAUUAAUAAUUUGACGAUGUCUGGAAAGAAGAGUUAUGUCAAUUUGGUGCCGAAAACAACAUUGAAUCAACCAAAGCAACCAGUUGGUGAUGAAAAAAGAAGUAAUGAGGUCAGGAAUAUCAACUAUAAUGUUCACAUAUUUUACUAUCCUUGGUAUGGAAAUCCAAAAACUGAUGGAAAAUAUUUACACUGGAAUCAUCCGUUUUUACCACACUGGAACAAAAAUGAAGCAAAGAAAUGGCCUUCUGGACAUCAUAAUCCACCAGAUGAUAUUGGAGCUAACUUUUAUCCAGAGCUUGGACCCUACAGCUCCAAAGAUCCAAAUGUAGUGAGGAAACAUGUAAAAGACAUGAAAUAUGCUGGUAUAGGUGUAAUGGCUGUAUCAUGGUACCCUCCAGGGGAUGCAGAUUCCGAAGGAGAGGAGCCUGACAAUCUCAUGCCAAUGAUCUUAGAUAUUGCAGCAGAACAAGGAAUUAAGGUUGCGUUUCACAUCGAGCCAUAUAAAGGUCGUGAUCAUUUGACAAUGAAAAAGAACUUAAAAUACAUAAUAGAUACAUAUGGAAACCACUCUGCCUUUUAUCGACGGUACCACAAGGAAAAGGAUAGGAUGCUUCCUUUGUAUUACAUCUACGACUCCUAUCAAGUAAACGCUAAACUCUGGGCUGAUCUGUUUAGUCCUAAGGGCAAGAUGACAGUAAGAGAUAGUGAACUUGAUGGAUUUUUUAUUGGUUUGCUGGUUGAACAACAACACAAGGUACAUGUCUUUUCUGCGGGUUUUGAUGGAUUUUAUACCUACUUUGCAACCAAUGGCUUCACAUUCGGUAGUAGCUGGGAUAAGUGGAAAGAUAUUCAAAAGUUUGCAAAAUCACAUUCAAAGAUGUUCAUUCCAAGUGUUGGACCAGGUUACAUUGACACAAAUGUUCGACCAUGGAAUGCUAAAAACACCCGUAAUAGAAAUUCUGGUAAUUACUAUAAAUCAGCGUUUGAAGCUGCCUUUAAGAUUAAGCCAGAUAUCAUAUCAAUUACCUCUUUCAAUGAGUGGCAUGAAGGUACACAGAUAGAACCAGCAGUGUCCAAGAAUACUGGCAAAUAUUUGUACCUAGACUAUGGAAAUAAGCAGAGUCCUCGUUACUAUCUGGAUCUGACGAAGGAGUUCACUGACAGAUAUUUGCACAUGUAAUGGAGAGACGAUUUAACUUAUCUUUAGGUUGAAAAAAAGUAUGGCUUGGCUAUACCAACACCAAUAUUCAGUGAUGGGAAAUCUCUAUAUCUGUAAUAAAAAAAAAAACAAGUGUAAUAUAUGUUGCAGAUUGUGUUCAAUACAAGGAGGGUAUUAUAUUAAAAACACGACUAGCAAAUUUGUACCAUGGUGUGAAAAGCUGAAAUCGGAUCUCAAAAUUGAUGAUAUAAGAACAAGGAAAGAUUUACACGGGGACUCUCCUAAAUGUACUACGUUUUGUAGUAAAAUAAGAUUCAUAAGUUGUCAAGGAAGGGCACCUGUUAUGCAAGUCAGAUGAAAUCCAAUUAAUGUCAAUUUGUAAUAGAUUUUCAUAUCUCACAACUAAUUACAGAUUUAAUAUGUAGAGUGAAGUCUCUAUGACAUAACUUAUCACUUGUCAAAUGGAUAGUCAUUGUAGAGUGAAAGCGUACAUAAUUGUAAUUACAAUUUAUGUGUCGUUUUUAGCUCACCUACCCUUCUUAAUAACCAAGAGGCCCAGGGAGUUGAUAUUGGGCCUGUAGCAUGCUGGGGUGAAGGGCUGCCAAGUUGUUCAA
This is a messenger RNA of Pecten maximus, 2159 nucleotides long. RefSeq names its product glycoprotein endo-alpha-1,2-mannosidase-like. Lineage: Eukaryota; Metazoa; Mollusca; Bivalvia; Pectinida; Pectinidae. Bases 154 to 1566 code for a protein of 470 amino acids. The record is from RefSeq and is a predicted model, not a curated record. The transcript has 4 exons. Gene Ontology annotation, molecular function: alpha-mannosidase activity. Gene Ontology annotation, cellular component: Golgi apparatus.